UCUUUCUCUGCCCUAGCAGAAUGAUAAUUGUUAUUUGUGCUCUGCUGUUCACUUCGAUUAUAUUUUUUAUUAAUCCUGUUGAAUCAACUGUUCGAGUGCCAAGAGGAUAUAACGUUUUCCAAUCAGAGCACGGAAUGUUUAUUGUCCCUGAACAUGCCAUGGGCAAAAUGAUCAAUCAUGUAGCUUAUAUGAGUGAAGGAGGUAAACCAUACGAGAAAGUACCGCCAUGGGAUGGUACGCCACGUAAUCACCCAAAGUUGGAGGAUUUUCAAAAAAAUGAUCUUAUGUUGAACGAAAGGAACCAAAUUGUUGGAAUUGUCCUCGAGGAUAAGGGGGUGAUUCAUGAGACCAUUCAACCUGGUUCAAUGGAAGUAAAACGAGAUUCUAUAGCCAAGCCGCAAGAUAAUUAUAUCAUAAAGCGCGGGAAUGACUUUUUUGCUAAAUAUUAUAACGGAUGGGCACCGUAUCAUCUGGCUCAUGAUGACUUCUUUUUUUAG
Molecule: messenger RNA, 497 nt
Organism: Belonocnema kinseyi
Lineage: Eukaryota; Metazoa; Arthropoda; Insecta; Hymenoptera; Cynipidae
Exons: 4
Coding region: 21-497 (158 amino acids)
Source: RefSeq, a predicted model, not a curated record